AUGGAAGUCUUGCUUGAUAAUUUAUAUAAAAAAUUGAAAGCUAAAAAUCAGUACAAGGAAUUCGAACAAAAAUAUUCACUUUUAAAAACCGACGAAGACAGAGUAAAAUUUACAAUGAAUAUUUUUAAAGAAAAUGACAUCAAGUUUGAAAUAAAUGGAAAAGAGAAAAAUAAAUCUGAUGCUACUCAAUACAACGAAAAAGCUACCAAACUUUACAUUUCGCAAAAAAAAAGUGGUAAGACAAUGGAUCUUGAUUCAAUUAUUAAAUUAUAUACAAAGAGUGUAGCAUACGCACCGGCUAAUUCAUACAUUUUAUCACUGGCGUAUGCCAACAGAUCAUUGGCUUUGUUUAAAGCGAGGCUUUACCGCGACUGCAUUGAUGAUAUUGAACAUGCUCUACUGGUUGGUUGUCCAGAAAAAUUGAAAAUUAAACUUGAUGCACGGAAAGUUCGCUGUCGUGAGAUAUUGGACUCACCAAAUUCAACCCCAGAGAGAAGAAAUUUUCGGGAACUGGAACAAGCUUCAAAGCAAUUAGAAAAAGUAGAUCUGAACGCUAAGACUAUGAAAAUUGUUAAGAAAACCACACAAAAUUCAGAUGAAUCAGUAUCAAAAAACAAUGAAUUCAUAAAAUUAGAUGGCAACAGAAAUUUGCCUCAAGUGCCGAACGAUAAUGAAGAAAUUCCGGGUGCAUCAUCUGCUAUCAAACUUGUGUAUUCUGAAGAAUUUGGAAGACAUGUUGUUGCUACGCGAGAUAUUGAACCUGGCGAAGUUCUGGCAGUCCAACAAGGAUAUGUCUCUAAUUUAUUUCCUGAAAAUUUUUACAGUCACUGCAUUUACUGUAUGAAACAAACUUGGUCAGGAAUUCCUUGUGACAAGUGUGUCUACGCAAUUUAUUGUUCAGAAAAUUGUCGAAAAGCAGCUUGGAUUAAACAUCAUGAUAUUGAAUGCCAAGUAGUUGGUCCUUUGAUUGAGGUCGGUAUGGAGAAUCUUGGAUUGAUGAGUUUGAGAUUGCUUGUAACAGCCUACAAGGAAACAGAAGAUUUAAAAGUAUUAAAGAAUCACCUUAAAGUAAUUGAUUCGUUAACUGAUCCGAGAACUCGAGGAUUUACUGGAAAGAUUUUAGAUGAUAAAAAAUACGCUAGUGUUUACACACUGGAAACAAAUUCUGAAAAUAGACCUAAUGAUGAUCUAUUUGAAAGAUCUUUCAAGGCUGCUUACAUAACGUUUGUACUUGCUAAAAAAACUGAAAUUUUUGGUAAAAUAUUACCAUCAGGUGAUUUAGGAAAUUUGAAAGACCAUCAAUGGUUUACUUUUGUUGGUGGAUUGAUUAUGAGACAUCAGCAAAUUAUUCCAAAUAAUGCACAUAUGGCAUGUGAAUUUUAUAGAAGUGAAGAAAGUUUGAGCCUCGUUCCUCAUGAACAUGGAAGCGCACUUAUGCCUUUUUUUAGCUUAUUCAAUCAUAGUUGUGUUCCUUCAGUUUUUUUGGGUGGCUUUGGAAACAAAAUUGCUGCGAUUUCAACGCGUGUUAUUAAAAAAAAUCAACAAAUUUUUGACAAUUACGGGAUGCAUUACGUUCAUAUAAGAGAUAAACGUUCAAGACAAACUUAUUUACAACGAAGAUUUUUUUUUGUUUGCAAAUGUGAAGCUUGUACUGAUGUUUGUCUUAAUGCUCAUGGACCUGAAUCUUACAUGUUUACAGGAUUAGGGUCACUAGCAAACGCUCGAAUUCACAAGGCACUGAAAAAUUUAAAUAAAUAUUUUAAAAUGUUCAUGUUUGGGAAUGAUGACAUAAUUGAAGACAGUGAAGCAGUUGUAGAAGAUUUGAACAAUAUGUUAAAAGUUUUAGAAGAAUAUGUUGAUCUUUACUGUUGUGCUGAAGCAAUUAAAAUUUUUUCAAUUUGGGAAAAAGUCUAUAGCCUUCGAGGUAAUCGUUGGCAAUCAGUUAAUGUCUAA
This is a messenger RNA of Cotesia congregata, 1953 nucleotides long. NCBI's taxonomy places the organism in Eukaryota, Metazoa, Arthropoda, Insecta, Hymenoptera, Braconidae. The record is from the annotation of a GenBank genome assembly.